Molecule: messenger RNA, 1599 nt
Organism: Tetrahymena thermophila SB210
Lineage: Eukaryota; Ciliophora; Oligohymenophorea; Hymenostomatida; Tetrahymenidae
Product: GYF domain protein
Exons: 3
Molecular function (GO): protein binding
Source: RefSeq, a predicted model, not a curated record
AUGAGCAUGCAAUAUUCAAAGGAAGAGCUUCUUUAGGCAUUUCAUCCUAUCAAAUUAAAGGAGUUCUUUGAAGGAAACCCCACGAUGCCUUAUAUCAUGUUUGAUCAUUAGGAGAUAUUUGUCUCUGUAUGUCAAAAUCCUGAAAAUUUGAAGUAAAACCCUCUAACUACCAACGAAAUAAAUAAUAUAGAUGAUAAUCUUGAAUCAGAAAGUAUUUAUCCUAAUGUUAUUUGUACUGAAGAGUAUUAUCCUCCACAAAGACAAGAGAUAUUCUAUAGAUUUCCCCUGAUUGUCGGAAAUGCAAAGUCAAGAAAUAGUGGUAGUUCUUAGAAGGGAUUAUCUAACUUAAAAAAUAUUAGCAGCGCUACGAGCUCACGUAAUGGAAGUUUUAUGUAAACAAGCAUGUGCUCAAGCAAUACUCCUGGAGGCUCAAAGCGUAAUUCAAAUUGUUCAGUUUAAAUAAAGCGCUCCUCUAAAAACUACAUUUAAGAUAUAAUCACUGAAUGUCGUAGAGGUAGCGGAACUAAGAGGUCAGAGUCUCCUGCGCUGCAAAAUGAGUCAUCACCCAAAAAAAGAAACAGUAAAUCAGCAACAUCUCCAUUUUCAUAAUCACCUAUGAUGAAAUCAGUUUAAUUAGAUGAAAGAGGAUGGUUUUAUAUUGAUGAAUAAGAUUGUAUAUAGGGACCAUUUACUUCUAUUGAGAUGGAUAAUUGGUACUUAAAAGGAUAUUUUUUGCCUACUUUGUUAGUAGGAUUCAAAAACACAAACAAAAAACUAUUCUUUUAGCUGUAAAAUUUAUAUUAGCCUCCUAAGCACCAUCGCUACUUAAAUAGAGAAGUAAAAGAAUUUUUAAAGAAUGAAAAGAGUAAUUUAAAGAAGCGUUCUGCUUCAUACGGACCUUCUUAAACCAAUUUUGUAAAGAAUAAAACUCAAGUAAGCUCAAAUUUUAACUAAUUUGUCAAUAAUGGUGAUUCUCCUAGUUCUAUAUACAUCUCAAAGAAUUACCCAAAACGUGUAAGACACUCAUCUAUUUUAAAUUCGACGCCUCGAGCUUGUUUAAAAAUGGAUGAGAUGAUAAAUCAAUUGCUUUCAAAAUAAAGCAAUGGAGGAUUUAGUGCUCUUGGAUGCGUUGGAAGUUAUAAAUAAGAGAGUUAUAAACCUGCUUCGAAUACACUUAUCUUGGCUAAUUAAUCAUCACAACAGAAAAGCAGUGAGGUAUUCAGCUCAGAAAAUGAACAAUACGAUGAAUACAAUAUUAAUGAAAGUCAAAAUGAAGAUAAUAACUCUACUAAUGAAACUCCUCUUGCAAAAAAAAAAAGAUUGUCUGAUGUAAUAUUUGUUGAUGUAAAGGAUUGCCUUUAAAGGAAUAACAAAAAGCUCAAAGAAAAGUAAAGUACAAAAUUGCAAUUUGAUAAAGUUACCUAGGCUAAUAAAAUUGACGAAGAUUAUAGCAAAGAAGAUACGGAAUAGAAAAAAUAAUUAGCUUGGAGAACUGAAAAACCUACUGGAGAUUCUGCCAAUUCUUUGAAAUUUACAAAGCCAUAAAUCAACAAUUCACUUCAUUUCUCAAAGAGGACUGAAACUUAAGAACUAGAGUGA